Molecule: messenger RNA, 2617 nt
Organism: Oncorhynchus kisutch (coho salmon)
Lineage: Eukaryota; Metazoa; Chordata; Actinopteri; Salmoniformes; Salmonidae
Product: noelin-3-like
Exons: 6
Coding region: 353-1726 (457 amino acids)
Biological process (GO): signal transduction
Source: RefSeq, a predicted model, not a curated record
GAGUGGCAGGUCUUGGAACUGAUCGACAUCAACAAACAUUUCUCCCCAACACCCAGGACACACAACACAUGAUGCCACAUCUGUUGUGUGACUCCCAUGCAGUCUCGUAGGUCUGUCUCGUCCCCUGGCAGAAACUUUUAUCUAUGGUGUCAGUUUUAAUGAGACCGAGCAUCACUUUCUGUAUUGGCUUCACGCCAGAUACCACGGAGCUGUGGGUGGGAAUGAUCGUGGAUCUAUCCGUUUUCUUCUGUUGGAGCGCUCGGAACAGUGGCGGGCACAGCCUACACCGGUAGCGACGCUGACGCAGUCCCGCAAUAAGCGAGAAAAGUGUAACUGCCUCAAGACAGACAGAAUGCGUUUUCUGUUGAGUGUCCUGUACCCGGUGCUUUCAAUCACGGUCUUCGGAUUAUAUCCGUCAAUGACCAUCGGGCCUAAGGAGGGUUGGCAGGUGUACAGCUCAGCUCAGGAUACUGAUGGGCGGUGUAUCUGCACGGUGGUGGCUCCUGAACAGAACCUCUGCUCCAGAGACGCCAAGGGAAGACAGCUCCGCCAGCUACUGGAGAAGGUGCAGAACAUGUCCCAGUCCAUUGAGGUGUUGAACCUGAGGACCCAGAGGGACUUCCAGUACGUCAUGAAGAUGGAGAAUCAGAUGAAAGGGCUCCAGACCACGCUCAGACAGAUAGAAGACGACAGGAAGACCAUUAUAACCAGGAACUUCCAGGAGCUGAAGAACAAGAUGGAUGAGCUGCAGCCUCUGAUCCCUGUGUUGGAGCAGUACAAGACAGAUGCCCAGCUCAUCUCCUCCUUUAAAGAGGAGAUCAGGAACCUGUCCAUGGUGCUCACAGCUAUUCAGGAGGAGAUGGGGGCAUACGACUAUGACGAGCUCUACCAGAGGGUCCUCAGACUGGACAGCAGGCUGCACAACUGCAUGGGCAAACUCACAUGUGGGAAAUUAAUGAAAAUCACUGGACCUGUAACAAUAAAGACAUCUGGCACCCGGUUUGGAGCAUGGAUGACUGACCCACAGGCCUCUCAGAGAAACAACAGGGUCUGGUACAUGGACAGCUACACCAACAGUAAGAUUGUACGUGAGUACAAGACCAUGGACGACUUUGUAGCUAACGUGGUGUCUCGAACCUACAACCUCCCAUUUAAAUGGGAGGGAACCGGUCACGUGGCGUACAAUGGGUCCCUGUAUUACAACAAGUACCAGAGUAACAUCAUCGUCAAGUACAGUUUUGAGACGGGUCGGGUGCUGGCUCAGCGGGCUCUGGAGUACGCCGGCUUCCACAAUACCUACCCUUACUCCUGGGGAGGAUACUCCGACAUCGAUGUCAUGGCCGACGAACUGGGCAUGUGGGUAGUGUACGCAACCAAUCAGAACGCGGGAAAUAUCGUCAUCGCCCAGAUGGACCCGGACACCCUGGAAGUCCGGAAGACGUGGAACACGGAAUAUUCCAGACGGAACGCGGGGGAAUCCUUUAUGAUCUGCGGAACACUCUACAUCACCAACUCUCACCUGACGGGUGCUAAGGUCUACUACGCGUACUCCACCAAGACCUCCAGCUAUGAGUACACAGACAUCCCUUUCCACAACCAGUACUUUCACAUCUCCAUGCUGGCCUAUAACUCCAGGGAGAGGCACCUCUAUGGCUGGAACAACGGACACCAGGUGCUGUUCAAUGUCACUCUGUUCCACGUCAUCAAAACCCAAGACGACUCCUAGAGGACACGGGAGAUGAAAUGUCACAAGUCCUCAUAUGGACACCGUAGAAAUGACAACAGCAACUUUCCAAGGCAAAGCGCCAUCAUUUGUGAUAUAAAAAGGGACCUUGUUGCUUACAACCUUGUUCAUGUUUUUCCUCACCUCCUCCCUAAAGUGAACUGCUCUGUCAUUACGUUGCCAUUACUUGAAGAAAUUGCCCUUUUUUGUAUUUUCUGGGCCAGAACACUUGAGGUGACUUGAACACGGACAGAAUGUCAUAGAUCCUAUUUAUCCUCUCUUCUUCUUUUUUUAUUUUCCCAUCGCUGCUGAAAUAGGAGUUUACUGUAUGGCCUUAUUUACUGCUGUCUUUACGUUCUCUAUGAUCCUCUUCUUUUCCCAUCGCUGCUGAAAUAGGAGUUUACUGUAUGGCCUUAUUUACUGCUGUCUUUACGUUCUCUAUGAUCCUCUUCUUUUCCCAUCGCUGCUGAAAUAGGAGUUUACUGUAUGGCCUUAUUUACUGCUGUCUUUACGUUCUCUAUGAUCCUCUUCUUUUCCCAUCGCUGCUGAAAUAGGAGUUUACUGUAUGGCCUUAUUUACUGCUGUCUUUAUGUUCUCUAUGAUCCACAGGAUCUUGAUAGACAUGUGCAUGAAUGUCUGACAUUUUGUCUGCUGUAAUUUACGAUGAUACAGUGUAUUUUCAAUGUUUCUGUUCCAGAUGUCCUUCAGUUCUCACAGUGUUUGUAGUGACGUCUAUUUAAAGUAUUUAAACCUAGUUUGAGGUCCUCUCCAGAGUAUUUGCUGCCAUGUUACAUGAACAGUCUGAUUAUGGAAAACAUUGUGGUAACAAUUGUAUGUCUCUAUGCGAAAGCUAAGUAAAUAUUUUGUUUGUUAUAAAAUACUGUAUCAAAAGUG